Molecule: messenger RNA, 1287 nt
Organism: Podarcis raffonei (Aeolian wall lizard)
Lineage: Eukaryota; Metazoa; Chordata; Lepidosauria; Squamata; Lacertidae
Product: mucin-2-like
Exons: 5
Coding region: 1-1287 (428 amino acids)
Source: RefSeq, a predicted model, not a curated record
AUGUCCUCGUGUGGCUCCCAGGAAACACCAAAAACCACCACUUCUGUUCCACCACCGGUGCCUACAGGCACCACACCUUCGACAACCAGACCGCCAAGCAGCACGCCAAAAACCACGCCAACCACCUCUCCCUCCACCACAUCCAGAACCACUGCAUCAACUCAGACGGCAACCACCAACACGCCAAAGACCACUGCAACAGCCUCCACACCAUCCACCUCUACGCAUCACCCCAAAAUCCUAACCACCACAACCCCCUCCACCACGACAGAAUCCACUGCGACUAGCACACCAACCCCGACAACCACAACAGCACCCGUGCCCCCCUCCACACCGUCUCCUCCGACGCCGUCCACCACAACCACCACCACCUCGCCCACAACCGUUACCUCCACUUCCACCAGCACUCCAGUACCCACUGCCACAACUCUCACGACUGCUCCCCCUACCAGCACAGAAACGCCCAGCACUCCGGCCACCACAACUCCUGCAACCACCACCGUCCCAGUUACCACGGGUAAGUCUCCUUGGUCGCUCUGCAGCAGCAGCUUACAGGAGCCCUCUCUUGCCAAAGGGACAGAGGGAUACCCACCUCCAGGUCCCACGGCAACCCAAAAUCCCAGCCGUGACGGGAGCCCGCCUUUUCCCUCUCCCACCGCCACCUAUGUGACUUUGCUCUUUUGUGUUCCAGAAACACCAAAAACCACCACUUCUGUUCCACCACCGGUGCCUACAGGCACCACACCUUCGACAACCAGACCGCCAAGCAGCACGCCAAAAACCACGCCAACCACCUCUCCCUCCACCACAUCCAGAACCACUGCAUCAACUCAGAUGGCAACCACCAACACGCCAAAGACCACUGCAACAGCCUCCACACCAUCCACCUCUACGCAUCACCCCAAAAUCCUAACCACCACAACCCCCUCCACCACGACAGAAUCCACUGCGACUAGCACACCAACCCCGACAACCACAACAGCACCCGUGCCCCCCUCCACACCGUCUCCUCCGACGCCGUCCACCACAACCACCACCACCUCGCCCACAACCGUUACCUCCACUUCCACCAGCACUCCAGUACCCACUGCCACAACUCUCACGACUGCUCCCCCUACCAGCACAGAAACGCCCAGCACUCCGGCCACCACAACUCCUGCAACCACCACCGUCCCAGUUACCACGGGUAAGUCUCCUUGGUCGCUCUGCAGCAGCAGCUUACAAGGCUUUCAGGAGCCCUCUCUUGCCAAAGGGACAGAGGGAUUCCCACCUCCAGGUCCCACGUAG